UUUGAUUCACGAGUUUCGUGAACAUAUUUAUUGCGUAGAAUGAUCAAAUGAAUGAAACUAACAAUGGUAACAUAUUCAAUAUGGCUUUCAUGGGCAGUUAGAGACAAUGCUUUCAAGGCUUAGAAACUAUGACCUUGACCUACAUAAUGAGAUGAAAUCCGCCAUUGUUGCCACAAGUAAUUUUGAGAUUUAGCGGCGUCAGACAAUGGCAUCUCCAGAGGUGAUCUCCAUCACAAACACAAUAGCGAAGACAAAGCUACAAAGCUUGAGGGCCAACUCCAGGUUUACUGAUAUUACAUUUGUAUGUGCUGGCAAUGAAUGGGUACAUGCUCACAGGGCAGUUGUAUGUGAGUAUAGCAGCUAUGUACUAAUGUUGUCAGAGUCUGGAGGGAAAAAUGUUGUGAUCGAUUUAUCAAAGCUAGGCUUGGAUGUCAGAAAGGAGCUAAUGUCGCUGACUGUUGAUUUCAUGUAUGGAAUGGAUUUGACGAUAGCUCUAAGUGACCUAUCUACUUUAAUGGUGCUUGCAAAUAGACUAAACAUGCUGGAGUUCAUAUCUGCUAUAGAUUGUGCAAUUUCAAGCCCAACACCAUCUGAACCUCAUGAGCAAACACAAUGGCAAACGAAUGAAACUGUCACAACUGCUGACCAGACAAACAUUAAGAUUGAGGCUAAAGAUGUUGACUUUAAUGAACAAUACGAAUAUGGUAUGGAAACAACAGAUACCACUGAUGUAAACAUGGACAAUUAUCAACAUCUUAAUUCACUGCUUUCAACUCCUAAGGAGGCAUUAGACCUUCCAGCAAAGGUUGAGACAAUUGAAAGGUUGAAACAGUCUGUAACACCACCUGUUACCAAUAAACGCAAACGUGUUCAGCCGCGACAGAUUGUUGAGGCACCUUUGCAGGAAUCUCGUAGUGGAAGAAAGAUUAAACCUGUACCUAGGAUGGACCAAGAUGAUGUUGAUGAUGAUGAUGAUGAUGAAGGCGCUAUUGCUAUGGGAAGUGAUGCAGAUGAGACUGACGAAUAUGACCCUCUAGAUGAUGUGAAUGCUGAUGAGUCCUAUGAACCAGAUAAGAAACCAGAUAUCAAGAAACUCAAGAUAAAUCUUAAAGAUAUCAAGCCCAAGAAACCAAGAAAAACCAGAAUAAAGAAACCAAAAUUAGAGGCCCCUCCUUUAACGGCUGAACAGAAGAAGUUAAAGAAAUACGUUUGUUCAGAAUGUGAUCCGGAAGUCAGAUUUUCUACGUGUGCAAAGCGUCGUAGGCACUACAGUCAAGUACAUGGAUUGUUUGGGUGCAGAAAAUGUUCCGACAAGUUUCAAUCACAGGAGGCGUUGGACCAGCAUAUCUUGACACAUGGAGUCUGGCAAGAAUAUGAUGAUAAAAUGAAAGAAACUGAUGAUGAUAGAUGGUUUAAUUGUGAUGCAUGCAGUGUUAGGUGUGAUACCCGGGCUGUGUUAAAGCAACAUAUGAAUAUAGUUCAUAAUGUAGACAACCCCUACCAUUGUACAGCUUGUAGAAUGUGGUUUGUCACAGAAAAUGCUUAUUUUGACCAUCGGAAUAAUCGAUUGUCAUGUCAUAGCCGUAAAAACAGGGGAAACUCACUGGCAAUAGUGACUUGUAAACAAUGUGGCAAAACAAUGAAGGCUCCACAACUGAAGAAUCAUAUGAAACUACACACAUGCAAGGAGGAGGAUAUAGAACACGAUGUUGACAAGUACUUUGCUAAGAAAAUAGAAGUUGAGGUUGAUGGUGAGAUGACCGAGCGCUAUCAAUGCCACUACUGUGACAAUAUAUAUGACUCUGAGGCAACAGCUAAUAACCACUUACAUAGACACAUCAACCUUUUUAUUUGCAAAAUAUGCAAGAUGACUUUCAUUUCAUUUGCUUUAUGGAGGGUGCAUGGUAAUGUUCAUGGAGACCCAAAGUACAUUUGUCAUAUAUGUGGUUCCCAGUUCAAACACAGAUCACAGCUUACCAGUCACAAAGAAAUACACAUAGCUCCCAUUGUAUGUGAACUUUGUGGUAAGCACUUCAAGACCAAGCCAAACCUUCUUAAUCAUAAAAGAGGUGUUCACGAGCAGACAACUGAACGAUUUCAAUGUGAUCAAUGCCCUCAGAUUUUUCACCUGAAGAAUAGACUAAACAGGCAUGUCCUUAGUCAUUCAAAACCAUUCCAUUGCACAUACUGUGACCAACGGUUUGGGUAUAAGAAAUACCUUAUCCAGCAUGUAAGGAUCCACACUGGAGAAAAGCCAUAUAAAUGUAGUACAUGUGGAGUGGGUUUCAGGCAAAAGAAUAGUCUAAAUGUUCAUAAUAAAUCCCACCAUUCCAAUCUAGAAAAAAGACAGUUUUCAAGUAAUGAUUCAUUUUAGUAUUUAUUUAGGUACAUUUGCCCUUGUUUUUUUAAUUAUUUCACAAAAUUCGAUAUGCCUAUUUAUCAAUCAUAUUUUCAUUUUAUAUAAUACUAGUUUUCAGUAUUCCUAACAUUGAUUUUAGAGGCAGACAAACUAUAUGAGAGUCUUUGUUUAAAUGAACUUUUGUCAAAACUCACGCCACACUCACUAAUAUAUGUUUUUAAUGUUUUGAUAUUGUUGCCCGGUAGGAUCAUGGAAAACAAUAUUUCAAAAAAUCCAUGCUUUUAAAAAAUUCUAAACCUCCUUAAAUCCCCACUCUUACUAGGGAUCAGGUGUUGGAUAUUCUAGAUUUGAAAUGAUUGAAUUAUAUAAAUAUAUAUUUUACCAUUGUAUACAAUUUUAUCCUUGAACAAAAUAUAUGAUUGUAAUGUAAAUUCAAAAGUUAUCUUCUUUUAAUGUUUUUACAUUUCAAAGUUUUCAGCAUUUAAGAAUUAAAUGGUUAAGUGAUAGAGGCUUAAGAUGAUUGAGAUAAUGCAGGGUUUAGAGUUAAAUGUGAGCUUUGUUGAAACAAAGUUUGAAUACAG
Molecule: messenger RNA, 2940 nt
Organism: Owenia fusiformis
Lineage: Eukaryota; Metazoa; Annelida; Polychaeta; Sabellida; Oweniidae
Source: the annotation of a GenBank genome assembly